GUUUCCCGAUGACGUUGACCAAAACUCCACACCUAAAUAACCAACAACAAGGGCUGCUAAACUCCUUAGCGGAUCCUUGUAAGACUGGACAGGCAACUUUUCGAAGGCCAUCCUCUGUGAAUUGCCACAGAAAGCCACUAUAAAAGACCACAAUCUGCCACCUAUCCUGUUGCGAAGGGAACCAUUUUACCCUACAUAUUUUUCCAAACAUAGAGAACUCAACCCAAAUUUGCAAUCUAUCAAAUAAAAACACAAACACUCCCACUACUCGCACCAAUAUGCCCAUCCCGCUCAAUACCUCGUCUUUAGGGGCUGGCACCAGAUCCACGUCCUCUACCUCGCACCAGCAGCAGCAGCAAUCGCAAUCGCAAUCGCCCCCACAACCGCAACAAGCACAGCCGGGUUCCACAACCACUGCAGAUCCAUCAUCGCAUACGACUGGACAAUCAGGAAACGGACAACUGAGCAAGGAGGAAGCAGACCGAUUGUUUGAGGAGCGCAUGGAGGAGGAGUAUGCGAAGCGAGAAGGAGGUGCCUGAAACGAACCUGGAAGAACAAGCAAUAUAUUUGAAUGUACAGCACAUACAUACAUAGUGAGAUGCACUUGGCACAGUUGAUAACAUCUUCUACACUCUGUUAGAAAUUGAGUAAGCUCAGAUUAUGUGAUAUCACUUUCUAAUCUAGUUAGUGUAGAAAUGGUAGAAAUGAUUUAAUGCCGCUAUAAGUUGAAUGCUGCUUUUUGAGCGGGGGACUCUUGAGUUUUACUGAGAUAAAACUAGACUUUGAUUCGUUUGAAUAUUCCUGACGCAUAAAAUCAAAUGACUUACAUUUAUCGCUGUGCUGAUUGGCUGGGGCUCUAACAAGGUUUGGAAUUGGAAAUUCUAUGGAAGCUCAACCGAAGCUUUUGACGUUGGAGGAUGGGACCACACGGGGAGGUGGCAAGGUAUAAAUGGCAGGGUAGACAAAGAUAAAAUGAUGUUGAACGGGGGUAAGGAAGAAAAAACUCAAACUUGACACAUCAUCCAACCGCUCGUUGGCCGUCUCUUUUACUUAAGGCAUCCUAUACAAUUCAUCUCCUGAUAUCGUCCUUAGCUCUACGAUAUCGAUAGUGCGCCACGCCCUCUUGAUAUAGACUUCCCACGCCUAUUCUUCGACCCGAUCUGCCUGCUCUCCGGUGAUAUGCCCUAAGGCGCCAUCAAUAACUUUAAGAGAGAACGUGCAUGGCCCUUCUGCGCAACAUAUUUUCGUGGAUGGCACCAAACAAUGGUAGAACCACGUCGGGCGACGAUCAGUUUUCGAAACACCGAUCUUCAAGCCAGGAUGCGAGAGAACCUCUGCUUCCCCGUACGCACGGAAGGUGUCAGCGACGCGCUGCAGGCGAUCCCGACCCCGAGGCGCAAGACUGGCUGCAGUACCGAACUGUCCCCUGCACACGUACCAGAAGCAAUGAUUCGGACGAGAGUCAGGCUUCACGUAGCAGGGUAAAUCCUAGAGUAAUAUCAGAUGCAAUAUUGGGAUUAUCAGAUGGCCUUACGGUGCCUUUCGCUUUGAGUGCUGGACUGUCAGCUUUCGGCAAUACGAAAGUUGUAGUCCUGGGCAGCCUGGCAGAGCUCGUUGCUGGGGCCAUCUCGAUGGGGCUGGGCGGUUAUGUGGGUGCGAGAAGCGAAAUAGAAUCAUACGAGACAGCCAAGCGCGAGGUAACCGAUCUUGUCUCUUCAUGCUCUUGCGAGACAACGUCAAUGGUUAGAGAAGUGUUUGCUCCCUAUAGUCUUCCCGAUCAUCCGGUUUCAGAGAUGAGUUCGACAUUGCACAGCUCCCCCAAGCAGCUGAUGGAAUUCCUGCUGGCAUUUUACCAUAAACAACCUGAACCAGAUCGCAACCAAGCUUAUAUCUCUGCAAUCACACUUGCUAUAGGGUACUUCGUUGGAGGAUUUAUACCGCUCAUCCCAUACAUUAUCUGCAAUCAGGUUUUGACAGCGCUCAAGUAUAGCGUAGGAGUUAUGGCUGUUACGCUGUUGGUGUUUGGCUAUAUCAAAACGGGCAUUGUGCGAGGGUGGAAGGGAAGAGACAAUGUCGUAGCCGGUUUAAAGGGUGGAGUUCAGAUGGUUUUGGUCGGAGGAGUGGCUGCGGGGGCAGCAGUUGCUUUGGUUCGACUGAUUGAUAAUACAGAACAUGGUGGAUAGGUCAAAAGCCCCAGAUGUUAUUUUGGUUCCCCGACUGUCGUUACUCGUACUUGGAUCUACCUACCUAGAUACAGUUUCGAAUUCACAUUAGGACCAAAACCCGUGUCCAUAGUGUGGGCUUAUUUCGCAUCCGUUUUGAUUGAUUGAAAUUUUAGUAUAUUGGCGUCACUUGCAGUUUCUGUUGCACGGUUCUUGGUUCUUGGUAGUGGGCCUGCAAAUGAACAAUGCAGCAUCUGUGCCCGAAUCCAAAUUCACAGAGAUAGAGCUUUCGUAAUGAGCUCCUUUGCGCGGUCCGACAUUUCAAUCUGCAAGGCUAAUCCAUGUCCCUUCGCUGACAUUUUCGCCCAAGUUUUCCUUAGAAUGCUCACAAUCUUCUCCUCGUCAUGUUCUUUCUCGAACUUCUCCAAUUGGUCAUCCAAAAAUACGAGACAUGCUACAUCUUCCAAGGCCUGGCACUCCUCAUCCUGCUUCAUAUUUUCUUUGCGAACCAAUGAGGCAACGCGCCCCGCCUCCGCUGCAUCAUACCCGCAAUCGAGGCAAAUAUCUUUGACAAUAUCAGCCUGCUGAUUCUUCAGUGCAUUCCUCCAAGCGAAGUAGCCCGGUCUGGUCAUUGGGUAGGACGAUCUGGGGACUUCCCAGCGGCGGAGAUGCUGCGCGCGUACAGCCAGCUUGAGCAUUUCGGACGCAGAAGAGGCGCGCUUUUCGAGGUACUUCGUCAUUUUAUUCGCAUAGUGGAGCUCGUAUGCGACUUCAGAACCGUCCACGGUGACGAUUUUCGGAUCCUCUCGAUGAGCGUCAUCAAUGCGCGCAAGCGCCUGGUUAAAUCUGGAGCUCAUUGGAGGGUGAUAACCGCUGGCUGGGAGGGAGAGAGAAAACACCGUUGAAUGAGGUACACAAUGCAAUCAGGCUUCCCAAUUCGUGCGCAAUUUUUGUAGUUAAGAAUAGCUUAGCUUGUGAGGGUAGGGUAGGAUUGGUUCUGAAAGGUGACAGGAAAAAUGCAAUAUCCUUUAGCUCGCUCCUAGGCAAUCACUGUAGCAAGACAGAGAGCAAGCCAGGCAGAAUGAUUCUCAAGUCUUC
Molecule: messenger RNA, 3260 nt
Organism: Blastomyces gilchristii SLH14081
Lineage: Eukaryota; Fungi; Ascomycota; Eurotiomycetes; Onygenales; Ajellomycetaceae
Product: calcium transporter
Exons: 3
Coding region: 1221-2183 (320 amino acids)
Biological process (GO): intracellular manganese ion homeostasis
Cellular component (GO): fungal-type vacuole membrane
Molecular function (GO): manganese ion transmembrane transporter activity; iron ion transmembrane transporter activity
Source: RefSeq, a predicted model, not a curated record